Molecule: messenger RNA, 2333 nt
Organism: Pistacia vera
Lineage: Eukaryota; Viridiplantae; Streptophyta; Magnoliopsida; Sapindales; Anacardiaceae
Product: subtilisin-like protease SBT3
Exons: 1
Coding region: 72-2333 (753 amino acids)
Biological process (GO): proteolysis
Molecular function (GO): serine-type endopeptidase activity
Source: RefSeq, a predicted model, not a curated record
GAAAAUUUCUGAUAAAGCAUCACAAACCUUCAAAUUUUAAUAACUUAUCAAGCUUCUUAACCAUAACCAAAAUGAUGGAUUUCGCCAUCCUUAUGGCAUACUAUCUGCUGUUUUGGUUGCUAUUAAUCAACAAUAGAGCAAUGUCAGAACCUGAAGAAUACCAAACAUAUAUCAUCCACUUGGACCAUUCUCAGAAGCCAGAGUCUUUCUUAACCCACGAGUCGUGGCACCACUCCAUAUUCAACUCUUUGUCUUCAGCUGAUGAAACAGAAAUGUUGCUUUAUUCAUACAACCAUGUUAUGCACGGUUUCAGUGCCAGGCUGACACCCUCUCAUCUAUCUGAAAUCGAGAAAUCUCCCGCUCAUCUUGCCACAUACCCAGAGUCAUUUGGCGAGUUAUACACAACCCACACUCCCAGGUUUCUUGGAUUAAAACAUGACUCUGGCAUAUGGCCUGCUGCUUCAUAUGGUGAAGGUGUGAUCAUAGGAAUUGUUGAUACGGGAAUCUGGCCAGAAAGUGAGAGUUUUAGUGACAACGGUAUGCCAUCGAUACCACAAAGAUGGAACGGCAAGUGUGAGAAUGGUACAAUAUUUAGCUUUUCUGACUGCAACAGGAAGCUCAUCGGUGCUCAAUCUUUUAGCAAAGGGCUUCAAGCUGCAGGUAUAAAGAUAUCCAAGAAAUAUGACUUUGACUCGCCAAGAGACUUCUACGGUCAUGGGACACACACAUCCUCCACAGCUGCUGGUAACCAGGUAUUAGGUGUAAGUCACUUUGGAUAUGCAAGGGGAACAGCCAGAGGAAUAGCACCAGCUGCACACGUUGCUAUGUACAAGGUCUUCUGGGCAACAGACACCGAUGAGAGUGCAGCAACUGAUGUGCUUGCAGGUAUUGAUCAAGCAAUCGCUGAUGGUGUUGAUAUUUUGUCAUUGUCUAUUGGAUUUAACCAGACACCUUACUUCAAGGAUAUUGUAGCCAUAGCUUCUCUUUCAGCUAUAGAGAAAGACAUUUUUGUUGUCGGUGCUGCAGGGAAUGAUGGAGGUCACAACUCAAUACACAAUGGAGCGCCUUGGAUCAUGACGGCAGGAGCUAGCUUGGUCGACCGGAGUUUUACUGCAUCACUUACUCUAGAAGAUGGGUUUAGUUUGGAAGGUAUAUCUUACUUUCCACAGAGCAUUUACCUUACCAAUGCUUCUUUAUAUUAUGGCGAAGGCAAUAUAAGCAAAGCAGUAUGCAACCAUAAAGCAUUGGACUCAAAUGAAGUUACUGGAAAGGUAGUCCUUUGUGAUAAUAGCACGAAAGUUGAAAUUGAUGAACAAUUAGAGGAGGUUAAGAGGGCAGGUGCAUUUGCCGGUAUUUUUUUGUCAGAUAAAUCUCAUUUAUUACCAGAAAAAUACACCAUUCCCGGCGUGAUUCUGAAUACUGCUUCAGGAACUUUGGUUAGAGAGUAUGUGACACGAGAGAGUAGAGCAAGGAUCAAAGGUAUGAGGUUCCUAACAACAAAAUUGGGUAGUAAACCAGCACCUCAAGUGGCCUACUUCUCUUCAAGAGGACUGGAUCCAAUCAGCCCAGGUGUACUAAAGCCAGAUAUUCUGGCUCCGGGAGUUGAUGUGGUGGCAGCAGUCACACCCAACAUGCCAUUCAUGACAAUUGGAAACUACGAUUUGGUAUCAGAUUAUGAACUAUGGUCAGGCACGUCAAUGGCAACACCACAUGUUGCCGGAGUUGCAGCUUUACUAAAAUCUGUGCACUGGGAUUGGAGCCCAGCGGCCAUCCGAUCAGCUAUGAUGACCACAGCAUAUAACAUUGACAACACUGGUAAUAUAUUGAAAGAUGAAAAUACCGGCCUUCCUGCCACACCUCUAGAUUUCGGGGCGGGUCAUAUAGAUCCAAACAAAGCCAUGGACCCCGGACUCAUCUAUGACAUGGAUUUUCAAGAUUAUAUUGAGUUCCUAUGCGGCCUAGAUUAUGAUCAAAGUCGGAUGAAAGCUCUCAUUCGACGAAAUCAAUGGAAUUGCAGCAAAGAGCAUACUGAACUCAAUUACCCUUCAUUUAUUGCUAUAUUCACCAAUGAAACGGUGAAGAGAUUUAGCAGGAAUGUAAAAAACGUGGGAGAAAAAGAAUCAGAGUAUCAUUCAAAUUUGGAGCUUCCUACUGGAAUGAGAAUCCGAACAGAGCCUAGCACUCUCACAUUCACUCAAAAUUAUCAGAAGCAGGGUUUUGUUUUGAGUGUAGAGAUUGAUAAAAAAGCUCCAAAUGUGACAUAUGGUUAUCUCAAAUGGAUUGAUCAACAUAAUCAUACCGUAUCAAGCCCCAUAGUGGCCAUUAAAACCUAG